AUUGAUAUUUCAUUCCAAAUAUUAAACUUUCAUUCUGUAUAUUAAAGGUUUUUAAUUUUAUAUGUUCAACUUUUUUGCUAAAGACCUAAUGUCUUGUCAUGUAGUCAAGUUGUUAUUCUAAAUACUCAACUUUCAUCCCAUAUAUUCAUGUUCUUUUGCAUAUGUUGACAAUUUUAUCCAUAUAUUCAAGUUUUUAUUUUAUAUCCUCUCUACAUAUGAUACAUUUCUUGCCGCUUUCUACUGAAAUGUGCAUUCUUUACGUUCAACUUUCUUUGCAUAUAUUCAAGUCUUUGCAAUGGUGCACUGCAAAACUGUAGAUGAGCAUGAAGCUACUAGAACACAACCGUUGGUUUCUGUGCUGGACCAGCAGAAACAUACGGUGCCUUUCACUCAACCGGCCCACCAACACAGGUGAAGGUAAAACAGAUGGGUGGGACAUGUGACUUUAAGUUUAGCUGCGUCUGUGUGAGGGGGGAUCAGAAGUGAAGUGAUGGCCCAGGUGAAGGUAGCGGGAGAGAGUGUGAGGAUCCACCAGGACAGCACGGAUCUUUACUCCGACAUGACUACAGUCAGCUCCAGUGCAGAUAUAGGAGAGUCGGUGAGGAAGGGGACAUUGUGCGAGACCUCCGUGGCUGUAGGAUUCAAUAGACGGAGCAGAGCAUACCCCUCCCCAGCCAGAAGACGCCACCGCACCACCUUCAGCCACAAACAGCUGGAGCAGCUGGAAGUGGCGUUUGGACAAAAUCAGUAUCCUGACAUCUACUACAGAGAGGAGCUGGCUCGAAUCACUAAACUCAAUGAGGCUCGCAUACAGGUGUGGUUUCAGAACAGGAGAGCCAAACAGCGUAAGCAGGAGAGGGCCUCGCAGAAGGUUCUCCCAGUGGGAGUGAUGCCAGGCCACAGGGCGCUUCUGGGAGGCGUGCACAUCCAGCCGUCCGGCAUGUCUCGGCAGUACUACCCCCAGCCCCUGCCCCACAUCCCUCGCCUCUCUUCCAUGUUGCCCUCAGGGGCAUACACCCGCCACCCGGGGCCAGGUAGCCAGUGCCCAUGUCCCGGCGCUUCCACUCAGCCAACCUCCCAGCGGCAGCAUGAUGACUGGUACGGCUCGCUGAGGAGCAACCUCACCUCGCCCAUGUUCUCGCUCACCUCCAUGCCGCCUCUGGAUCCCACCUCUCACUGGAGCUAAGAAGCACCAGAUGUUUCCACACAGAAUACUAAGAAGCCUCUUUUUCAUCUUCACAGUUACACACAUCCUGUUUGCUCUCUCACUGCUGAAUUUUCCAGCUAGUCUGUAAAAUAAAAUGUAUCUUCUUAGCCACACCCGAGCUUCCCCAGUCCCUUGGCUGGAAACGACUGAUGUCUACUGGAUUUAUAGA
Molecule: messenger RNA, 1376 nt
Organism: Haplochromis burtoni (Burton's mouthbrooder)
Lineage: Eukaryota; Metazoa; Chordata; Actinopteri; Cichliformes; Cichlidae
Gene: prop1
Product: PROP paired-like homeobox 1
Exons: 3
Coding region: 491-1186 (231 amino acids)
Biological process (GO): regulation of transcription by RNA polymerase II
Molecular function (GO): DNA-binding transcription factor activity, RNA polymerase II-specific; RNA polymerase II transcription regulatory region sequence-specific DNA binding
Source: RefSeq, a predicted model, not a curated record